AUGGCGUUGGGGUUGGCUCCGCGAUUGCUAGCCUUGGCGUUGCUGCAGGAAGGUCUAGCGCAGGACUCCACCAUUUCGGUGUACUUCGGCUCUGGCUGCUUCUGGCACGUGCAGCACGAAUUCAUCAAGGCAGAGCAAACUCUGCUGGGUCGCGAUUCAUCCACAUACACCUCACUGACAGGCUAUGCCGGCGGCAACCGUCUGAACAGCUUCGGGCACGCAUGUUAUGGCGACUAUGGCGGAUUGGGGCAUACCGAGGUGGUGGUGAUGACCAUCCCCAAGCGUACCUUGGCAGACUUUGCGGUAGUCUUCUGGGAUCUCUUUGUGGGCAAGAACCGCGCGGACAUCAUGGACAUAGGCCCCGAGUACCGCGCCGCGAUUGGAGUCCCGGGCGGCUUCACCUCAGAGUAUCUGCAGGUGGUGAACGCGAGCCAAGCAGGCCGGGCGGCUCGCGAUGGCUUCUGGUUUGAGUUGAAGGAGGGUCAAGGCGAUGACCCCGACACCUUGGGGCAGGCUUUGGUCUGGGUCUAUGAUACUGAGAGAUAUCCCUUUUAUCAGGCGGAAAUCUACCAUCAGUUCCAUGACGACUUCAUGCCUGGGGGCAACUAUCCACAGAGCUACAACGCGCUCCAAACUGAGCUGUUGGAGGAUGGGCGCAUGGUGCGGACUCAAUGCCAUAGGGACCAGGUGGAGUCCAGCGCAGCGUUUUAUCCGAUGAUCCUUGUGGGGAUGCUGGUCAGCCAAAUCUAG
Messenger RNA from Cladocopium goreaui, 750 nucleotides. NCBI's taxonomy places the organism in Eukaryota, Dinophyceae, Suessiales, Symbiodiniaceae. The record is from the annotation of a GenBank genome assembly.